Molecule: messenger RNA, 786 nt
Organism: Trematosphaeria pertusa
Lineage: Eukaryota; Fungi; Ascomycota; Dothideomycetes; Pleosporales; Trematosphaeriaceae
Exons: 1
Coding region: 1-786 (261 amino acids)
Source: RefSeq, a predicted model, not a curated record
AUGGUCGCCAUCAAGUCCCACCGCCCGCGCGUCCACUUCCCCAACUGCAAGAAGACGACGAAGACCAAAGCACCAACUCCAACACAACAGACCCCUCCCGCCUCCGCCGCCUCCGAAGAAGAAGAAGGAGAAGACGACACCAACUCACCCCCGGCCUCUCUCCUGACCGAAAUCCAAGACCUCCCUCCCAUCAUCACCAACUCCGCCUCCGCUCAGCAUCCCAAGGGACCCCAGGAUGAGCAGCACGCCCAGCACAAGCGCGCUUCCUCGUUCCCCCCAGCCUUCCAGAAGCUCGUGACGCUCUUCGCCGGCCGCCGCAAGUCCUCCACCGCCGCCGCCGCCGCCGCUACUGCAGAGAAGGAGAAGAAGAAGCACAUCCGGCGCAACACAGCGCCGCAGCCGUCCACAGAACCACUGCCCUCCACCUCCACCUCCACCGUCCAGCAGCAGCGCCCGCGCCCAGCAAGCCAGCACUCCCUCGCCCUGCAACCCGCCAGCACGCCACCAGCGCCGGCGCUCCACCAGGCGCAGCCUCCCGCUCCCCGACCGAUGCAGCCCUACAUCGACAUCCCCGCCGCGCCCGCGCACCCGCUCACCGGCCACGCGGCCGUGGCGCCAGACGCCCACCCGCCGACCGUCGUGCAGCGCGGGUUCGAGGUCCCUGGCAGUCCGCCGCUGCCGCGGCGCCGGGCGCAGCAGACGUCGGUGCUGGAUCGCGCGGGGGAUGCGUGGGCGGGGUAUUAUGCGAACCGGACGGCGGUGGCGGCGGGGCCGUUUAGGUGGUGA